AUGCCCACUACCGCCGCUAUUCAAGUACAUAUUGAUCUAAGUACCCUCAACCUCGUCCCUGUUGAACCCACUCCUUGCCCAUAUUAUGAAGGGCAGGAUUUCGCCACAAAGGCCAUUGCCGCGUACGAACAAAUCCUUCUUGCCCUCGAUGAAGAAGAAAGGGUAGAAAGCUUAGUCCAUGCUUUCUAUCUGGGUGCGCUGCUCAGGAAAACAACCCGAAAACAACUUACUGAGCUACGAUCAAAAAUGCCUCGCCACUACGUCGAUGCUUCCCUACGAUUGCAUCAGCUUUUCGAACCCCUGGGUGUAACACAUAUGUAUUGCACCACAUGGACGACUAUCAAUAAAAUAAAAAAACUAUCGGCUGACGACUAUGACUG
Messenger RNA from Dentiscutata heterogama, 380 nucleotides. Lineage: Eukaryota; Fungi; Glomeromycota; Glomeromycetes; Diversisporales; Gigasporaceae. The record is from the annotation of a GenBank genome assembly.